GAAAAAUUUGACCUUAGGAAAUUGGAGUAAUGUGCUGUCCUCGUCAAUUCGUAGUCCGCGGUGCUCAGCAGUCACAGCGGUCGCAGUAGUGUUCCGCGUUUGGGCAAUAUAUCUCUGCCAAGCUUUUCUCUGAAAAAGGUAAGCUGUCUGAGACAAUGAGUUCUUCGGAGGAAGUAUCAUGGAUAUCGUGGUUCUGCGGACUACGAGGGAACGAGUUUUUUUGCGAGGUUGAUGAAGAUUACAUUCAGGACAAGUUUAACUUGACUGGGCUCAGUGAGCAGGUUCCUCACUACAGACAAGCGCUGGACAUGAUUCUGGACCUUGAGCCAGAUGAUGAGCUGGAUGACAACCCCAAUCAGAGUGAUCUGAUAGAGCAGGCUGCAGAGAUGCUUUAUGGCCUUAUCCAUGCCCGUUACAUUCUCACGAACCGAGGCAUUGCUCUCAUGAUUGAGAAGUACCAGAAUGGAGACUUCGGUUACUGUCCCCGGGUGUACUGUGAGAGUCAGCAGAUGCUCCCAAUUGGGUUGUCGGAUGUGCCUGGAGAAGCAAUGGUAAAGUCUUACUGCCCCAAGUGCAUGGAUGUGUAUGGACCCAAGUCAUCUCGGCACCACCACACAGAUGGCGCCUACUUUGGCACAGGCUUCCCUCACAUGCUGUUCAUGGUGCACCCAGAGUACCGCCCCAAGAGGCCCACCAGUCAGUUUGUGCCCCGGUUGUAUGGCUUCAAGAUUCACCCUCUGGCCUACCAAUUGCAGCAGCAAGUAGCAGCCAACUUUAAGGCACCAAUUCGAGGCAUGAACUAUGGAAAUGGCAAACGUUGAAGAAGUUUGACUCCACUGGCCUCCCUGCAACGCUCACCUCAUGAUGCUUUUGCCACUCCAGCAUCACUGUUUACUUUGUCUUCUUGAAGCCCUCUUGUCUACAGUGCUUUCUCAUUGUCCUCCCCAGUUCAUUGGAUGUUUUAUUGUCUUGAUACAUCUGUGCAUGUGGCUCUUUUGUUUUUCAUUCAGACUUUUUAGUCUUAGCAAAGCAUCCUUUGCUUUUCACGACAGGCGAAAGUGAAGCUGUUGUAUGAGUGAUGUUUUGCAGUCUUGACAGCCAUACCAUCAAGCUAUCUCCUUUGUAACGCUCUUCACCUCAGUCAAGAAUCUGAUCGUGCUAUGCUCAUUGGUAUUUUCAAGCUCUGUUGAUUAUCAGCAGCUGGCUCUGCAUGUAACUGAUCAGCUUCAAGUUGAAUACUUCUGACCUCUUGAUGGUUUAUCACUCGGGUCCUGCAAAACAGCUACUCGUCAGUCGCACAGGUCUCAUGUGAAUUGUUUUGCUUUAGUGUCACUUUUUUUUUUUUAUGGAUUUCGCCAAAAUAGUUUUUGAUUUGUUAUAAGCCCAAUUGCAGAAGUUUACUUUUAAUUUUCUUUUUAAGCCUAGUGUAGUUUUUCUAUUGGUGUGCUAGGUCUAUUGUUUCAGCCUAGGUUCUUACAACUGUUAAUUGUUACUUUCUUGGGCUCUACAUGCCUUCUGUUCAAUUUUAUGUUUUCUACAAAGGUUACACCCAGUUGGCCAGAAAUGUUUGGAAGAGACAGUAUGCAGUGACUUCUAAAUUUGCCAACAUCUAAUUUUGAGCCAUGACUAGGCCACUAGCGCACAUGUGCCUAAGUAUUGUCCUGCAAACUGAAAGAACAUUUCUGUCCAAAAUACAUAAUGUAUUGAUAUAAGUUGAAUGUGUUUAAAACUGAUAUUUACGGGAUAUGAUGUAAAAGCCUAGCCCACUUUCAAUACCACAAACUUUUAAAUUACAGGAAACGGCUGACCAUGGGAGUUAUGGGAGUUGUCUGUUAAGGGACCUCGUUUUCAGUUUUUUUUUUUUUCCCAUUAUUAUUAUUUGUUAUUACUACUACUUCAAACACAGGUUUUUAUUUCUGAUGGUAGCAUGACAUCUGUCAGCUGUGAGCAGCUGUCUUGUCAGCAAUGUGAGAAGUCUGCCACGCUUGACAUAGCUAUACGAGGAUGAUUAGACAUCCACUUGGAGGUUAUGUCUGUUUUACCUUCUUGUGGACGUUGUUGGCACGUCUCCAGUGCUGUCUUUGUAUCAAGGACCACAUCAAUACACAGCACUUGUAACUGUGGAUGCUAAGGGCACUCCACAGCCGCUUCAUCAAAGCGCACAUGGUGCAGCCUGCUGCAUGCUCUGAAAAGAGUAAGAAAUACCUAGAAUCCUAAAGGAUUGUUCAGGCACUACUGGUCUGGCACAGUGGCCAUGGAUUUUUGAGCAUGAUAGUCUUGGUUCACCAUUUAUUUACAUAGUGUUGGUACUGAAACGAUGAUGCAGGUACUUGAAUAUAGCUUGAAACGUGUCUUACUGAGGUGCUGUGCCAGUGGUUAUUGCCCAGUUGUAUUGGUCACGCUUGGUGAAGAGGAAUGCCUCACUGUUCUUGAGGAGUGUCACCUAAGUGCAGUUUUUUUAUGCAAGACUGGCUUGUUGCAUGGUCAUGGAGAAUGUGAAAGGCCUGUGAGAAAGCAGUAGUUUAACUUGCCAAUACAUAAUUUUCCUUGAGAGGGCCUUCUGAACCAGCUGCACAAACUUGGGACUUGGUCUUGACAUACAUGUUAAAGGGACACCAAAGAGUUUACUCUGUUCAGGCUGGUAAAGUAAGCGCUGUUUUAUUGAUUUUGUGUGAAAAGGUUGAUCAUCGCCAAACUCCCCUUUUUUAACUCCUUGGCAAAACCUGGUACGUUAGUGUGACAUUGUGCCUCUCAAAAUAUUUUCUGACGAUAAGGCCAUUUUGAAACUUCCUUUUUUUUUAGAGAAAGAAAUUUCUUCACAUGUUUGCAUCUUUUUUUACUUGCCAAGCCUCCCGUCAUGGUAAGAGUGGUCAUCUUGCUGCAGCUCCAACCUAACUGCUGCUUAGCUCUUUAGUGUCCCUUUUAUUUACAAAUAUCUCUACCUUUUGUCAUGUUGACUUCAGCUGUACUUUGAUGAUUAUAUUGUUAAUUUGGCCAAUAGAGCUGCAGCUGAGCCUUGUGUGACUUGCUCUGCACCGGACUGGCAGAGUGAAAUUUUUCAAAUAAAGCGGAUAAGGUUUGCUGGAAUACAA
Molecule: messenger RNA, 3092 nt
Organism: Dermacentor silvarum
Lineage: Eukaryota; Metazoa; Arthropoda; Arachnida; Ixodida; Ixodidae
Gene: CkIIbeta
Product: casein kinase II subunit beta
Exons: 7
Coding region: 156-821 (221 amino acids)
Cellular component (GO): protein kinase CK2 complex; cytoplasm
Molecular function (GO): protein kinase regulator activity
Source: RefSeq, a predicted model, not a curated record